AGGUUUUUCUGCUUUAGGCUGCAGGCAAGAUGGCAGCUCCCAUGCCGCUGAUAGCUGUUCGCGGAUCAAGAGGAGUGGCAUUUUGUAAAGGACAGCCAGAUUAUUCCGAGCUCAAUGAAUUUCAGAGAGACACCACACGGUCCUGCCGGGUUAUUGCCUUUAGCAAGGAUGGAAAACUUUUUGCUUGGAGUAACGAAGAGAAAGUCCAGGUUGUUGCGCUGCCAUCAUUCGAAAAGGUGCUUGAAGUUCCCAAGCCGAAAACAUUGUACCUUGAUUUCUCACCGAAGGGAAGCAUCUUGUGCACAUGGGAGCAGUACACAGGCUCCAAGGACUCCCAAGAGCAGCCUAACAUGUUUGUCUAUGAUAUCAAGUCUAAAAAGUGCCUUCGAUCCUUCGUGCAGAAGAAACAAAGUUCGUGGCAGCCCCAGUGGUCCAAUGACGAGAGCAUUUGUGCGCGGAGCAUGAACAACGAGGUUCACAUCUAUGAAAACAACAACUUUGAAACAUUCUGCCACAAGAUUCAUCUUCAGAAGCUUGCGGAAUUCAGCCUGGCUCCUGGGGACAAGCCUUUUCACAUCGCUUGCCAUGUCCCUGGCACAAAGGGUCAGCCGUCUUUUGUAAGAGCAUUCAGACAUCCCAACUAUGAAGGUCCAAGUGCGGGAAUUGCAAACAAGAGCUUUUACAAGGCAGAUAAGGUGGACUUCUAUUGGAACAAGAAAGGCACUGGCCUACUGCUGCUCACGAGCACCGAUGUGGACAAGACUGGAGCUUCUUACUAUGGUGACCAGGGGUUACAUUUCCUUCGAACCAAUGGAGACACGGCCAUGGUAAAGCGAGGCAAAGACGGACCAGUAUACAGUGUGGAGUGGAGCCCUGAGUGUGACCACUUUUGUGUUGUCUACGGAUUUAUGCCUGCAAAAGCCACCCUGUUCAACCUCAACUGUGAUCCCGUGUUUGACAUGGGUACGGGUCCGAGGAACAGCAUCUACUACAAUGUCCAGGGAACCCUUCUGAUCCUGGCCGGCUUUGGAAACUUGAGGGGCAAUGUGGAAGUGUGGGACGUGAAAGGUCGCAAACAGGUGUCCAGGAGCCAAGCAUCAGACUCCACUCAACUGUGCUGGAGUGCGGACGGCGAGCACUACCUCACGGCCACAACUGCUCCUCGUCUGAGGGUCGGAAAUGGAUACAAGGUGUGGCAUUACUCAGGCAGCUUACAAUAUGAGAACAUCUGCUGCGAAGGGGAGGAGCUUUGGGAUGUGUUGUGGCAGCCCUGCCCUGCUGAGUCAUUUCCAGCCAAGCCCAUUUCUUACAAGCAAGUCAGUGGCAUACAGUCAUCGCAGCCACAAGCAUCAAAGCAAGUGUACCGGCCACCAGGGGCCAGGGGUCAGCCUUCCUCCUUCAAGGUCAAAGAUGAUGAGAGCUCUUCCGCUAAUAAGGCUGCAGACUCUGCACCCAAAUCUAAGACGGCCAUCAAGAAUCAAAAGAGGAAAGAAGCCAAAAAGGCAAAGAAGGAGAAUGCUCAGCCAGCUGAGGUCACAGAUAAAGCCUCAGCAAUACAGACGGUUGUUGAGAUCAUGGGACAGAACAGUGCUCCACAAGAGACAGAGGAGGUGUCUAAGGAAAAGAAGAUUCGAAACUUGAAAAAGAAACUGGGCCAGAUUGCUACACUAAAAGAAGACGUGCAAGCAGGAAAGAAGCUAGAAGCAAACCAGCUUGAGAAGAUAAAGAGGGAGCAAGAACUCCUGGACGAAUUGGAAGCCUUAGAGCUGCAAUGAUUUUAUAAAAUAAUUGUUAAAACAUGGAUCUAAAUGUGAA
Rhipicephalus sanguineus (brown dog tick) is the source of this 1815-nucleotide messenger RNA. It is a transcript of the gene eIF2A, whose product is annotated as eukaryotic translation initiation factor 2A. NCBI's taxonomy places the organism in Eukaryota, Metazoa, Arthropoda, Arachnida, Ixodida, Ixodidae. The transcript is spliced from 17 exons. The record is from RefSeq and is a predicted model, not a curated record. Gene Ontology annotation, molecular function: mRNA binding; protein binding; translation initiation factor activity. The coding region runs from base 30 to 1775 and encodes 581 amino acids. Gene Ontology annotation, biological process: translational initiation. Gene Ontology annotation, cellular component: cytosolic small ribosomal subunit.